This is a messenger RNA of Arctia plantaginis, 2028 nucleotides long. The record is from the annotation of a GenBank genome assembly. NCBI's taxonomy places the organism in Eukaryota, Metazoa, Arthropoda, Insecta, Lepidoptera, Erebidae.
AUGCCUUGGUGUGUAUUGAGGUAUUGCAGUAAUAACUCAAGGAACACUGCAAAGUGUAAAGGAAUAACUCUUCAUCGUAAUGACAAAAGAGAAAAAUGGAUUAAGUUUGUCCAAAACAACCGCUGUGAAGAGACCUGGCUACCAUCCGAUCAUAGUUAUAUAUGUUCUUUGCAUUUUCGUGAGGAUGAUAAAUAUAUAACGAAAGGGGGAAGGCAUUUUCUAAAGAAGUCUGCUGUGCCAUAUGAUGAUCAAGAAGUUUCUGCCCAUGGAGCCAUCGAGUCGAUUUCAGAACCUGUUAGUGAGUCAAAGUCAAUUUUUGAUAGCCCAAGAAAAAUAAUUCUGAAACGGCAAAUACGCAACUUAACGUCGGCUAAAAAAAGAAUAACAGACAAAUUUACAGUAUUACGUAAAUUUGCAUUAACGCUUCAUUACUACUCGCCAGCUGCAUACAAAUAUGUGAGAGAUAUAUAUGGAAAUAUGUUACCACACACAAGAACUCUCAGUCGCUGGUAUGGAACGAUUGAUGGUGAGCCUGGAUUUACAAAUGCAUCGUUUGAAGCUCUGAAGAAAAAAAACACUAAAAGUCAGCAACCUCUGAUAUGUAAUCUAGUAUUCGACGAGAUGGCUAUUCGAAGGCAAAUGCUUUUUCACAAACACCGGAAGCUGGGUGCUGUGAAUUUUGGUGCUGGUCCUCAAGUAGGUGAUGAAGAUGAUCAAGUCGCAUCACAGGCAUUAGUAUUUAUGUUAGUAUCGCUGACUGAAAAUUGGAAACUUCCUGUCGGCUAUUUUUUGAUAUCAGGUAUAACUGCGGAAACAAAAGCUAAUUUAAUUACUACUUGCUUACAUAAAUGUCAUGAUGCUGGAGUUACAGUCGUAAGCAUGACAUUUGAUGGAUGCCCUGCGAAUUUGUCGGCUGCAGAAAUUUUAGGGUGUAAACUGACUAACCCAAAUAGUUUUGUGACCCAUUUUCCACACCCGUCCACUCAGGAUAAAGUGUGCAUAUUUCUUGAUCCAUGUCACGUUAUCAAAUUAAUAAGGAACUCUUUCGAAAAUAAGAGAUUGUUAUUUGACCAAAAUGGCAAAAAAAUAAAGUGGCAGUUAUUGAUAAACCUUAAUAAACUGCAAAUGAAAGAUGGUCUUAGGUUUGCCAACAAACUUACACCACGACAUGUCUACUUCCGUAACCAAAUUAUGAAAGUCCGCCUGGCCACUCAACUCUUAAGUAAAAGUGUAGCCAAGGCAUUGCAGCUAUGUGAUGAGGAAUUAAAGUAUUCACAAUUUGCAGAUUCUUCGGCAACAAUACUAUUUUUAGAAACGUUCAAUGAUUUUUUUGACACAAUGAAUUCAAGAAAGUGUUACUUUUAUGGGUUUAAGCGACCAAUCGAUGCCAUAAAUAACUCUGAAGUAUUUAGUUUUCUAACCAAAAUAAAAAAGUACAUAUUAAAUUUGGAAUUUCACAUCAAAUGUAGAAGAAUUGUAAAAAGAAAAGAUUUAGACCCACGUAUUACACUGUCUAUUUCGAAAAAGAAAAUUGUUGACUCAGCUAAUAAAACGGGAUUUAUAGGACCAUUAAUUUGCACAGAAUCUCUAAAAACGCUGUAUCAACAUGUUGUAGAGGAAAAGAAAUACAUGACAUAUAUUUCUACAUACCGCCUUAGCCAAGAUCAUAUUGAACUUUUCUUUGGGGUCAUAAGAAAGCAUGGCGAGUACAACAAUAACCCCAAUGUAUUACAAUUUCGAGCUGCUUACAAAAAAACACUGAACCAUUUAGAACUUCGUUCAUCAUUCACGGGUAAUUGUAUUCCAUUAGAUAAUAUGAACAUUCUAUGCAAUUCUUCAACAGAUGUUAUUAAUAGUACUACACCCUUAAACAGACACGAUAAUGAAGAAUACGAAGUAUUGACAGCCACAAGUUGUUUAGAAUCUGAUAUAGAAGCUGAGCACAACUGUAACAUUUUUUCCGACACUCUCAGCUCCCAACAAAUUCCAUUCGGUUCUCAGUUGAUAGUCGGCGCUGCAGCGAACUAA